Molecule: messenger RNA, 257 nt
Organism: Plectropomus leopardus (leopard coralgrouper)
Lineage: Eukaryota; Metazoa; Chordata; Actinopteri; Perciformes; Serranidae
Source: RefSeq, a predicted model, not a curated record
GUAUGACAUGAUGCUGUCCUGUUGGAACCACGAUCCUUUGAAAAGGCCUUCCUUCAGGAAACUGGUGGAGAGGACUGAGCUGCUGCUGUCAGAAAAUACCCGUAAUGUGUACCUGACUCUGAGCAGUGCUCCAAAUCAGCCGGAGCAGCAGAGGGCGCCAUCGCGGAGGCUCAGCUCAGUCUGCAGCACCACAGCCCCAACCCAGCCUUUACUGCAAAACACAGCUGACGUCUUCCUGGACUAUGUCUAACACACAC